AUGACGGACCAAUCUUCCAAACCCAACGGAAACGGCGCAAUUAACGGCGCUGCCGCCACUAACGGCAAUCCGGCUCCCGUUAAGUCCCAACUGUACAACCCCAACCGUCAAGUUUACCGGCCGCAAUCUCACUACCACCGCCGCGGCCAGCGCUCCCACCGCAACCUCUGCUGCUGCUGCUGCUUCUGGACCAUUCUCACCGUCCUCGCGGUGGCGCUCCUCGCUGCCAUUGUCGGCGCCGCACUGUACGUUCUGUACCGCCCGCACCGUCCCGAAUUCUCCGUCACCAACCUCCGCAUUGCCAAGAUGAACCUCACUUCUUCCGCAGACUCGCCAUCGCACCUCGUCACGCUCUUCAACCUCACUCUCAUCGCCAAAAACCCCAACAACCACCUUGUUUUCUUCUACGACCCCUUCGCCGUUACGGUCUUCUCCAACUCCGUCCAUGUCGGGAACGGCUCCAUUACGGCGUUCACCUCCGACAAGAGCAACCAGACGAGUCUCCGCGCGGUGCUGUCUGGGUCGCAAGAUCUGGAUACUGAUUCGUUGACUAGCCUGAGAUCGGGUCUGAAGAUGAAGAAGGGUUUCCCCGUCGAGAUACAGAUGGAUACCAAGGUGAAGAUGAAGAUGGAUUGGCUCAAGAGCAAGAAGGUCGGAAUUAGAGUCACGUGCGAUGGAAUCAGAGGAACAGUUCCCGCCGGCAAGUCUCCGGCGGUGGCUUCCGUCGUGGACUCCGAGUGUAAGGUGGAUCUUCGAAUCAAGAUCUGGAAGGGAAAUCCCAAUCUCCUUCCUAAACCACAUGUGAAGACUGAGACUGCAUUAGAUCCUAGGGACCUACCUGCUACAUUGAUAUCAGAUAGCGAUUCUAAACAAUUUAAGAAAAAUGAGCGAGACAAGAAACAAUUUUGUGACACACGCGCAUCAUUUGAGCAUUAUAAGGAUAUAAAUGGGAAGGAGGGAGGUCGUUUUGAUGAUUGUGACUUUGUAGCCAUAGCUUGA
Molecule: messenger RNA, 999 nt
Organism: Sphenostylis stenocarpa
Lineage: Eukaryota; Viridiplantae; Streptophyta; Magnoliopsida; Fabales; Fabaceae
Source: the annotation of a GenBank genome assembly